AUGCUAAGAUCACUUUUUGGUGCAAGACUUGGGCUCACGGCCCGUGGUAUCAUUGGAAAACCUCAGCCUGUGACCACCUAUUUUUCUUCCAUCCGUUCAAAUAUAUCAUUGAAUGCUUCAAACACCCCAAGCAUGCUUAAUCAAAAAAGAUAUGCCACAUUGAAUCAAAUCAAGAGCGGAAAGCAUGUUAAGCCAGUGAAACCAUAUGUUUCUAAAGCUCCGCAUUUAGAAACAAAUCCUUUCAAGAAGGGUGUUGUUUUGAGAGUCAUGAUUGUUAAGCCAAAGAAGCCCAACUCUGCUCAAAGAAAGUGUUGCAGAGUGAGAUUGACUAACGGCAAUGUCGUUUCAUGUUUGAUUCCAGGUGAAGGACAUAAUUUACAAGAGCAUCAUGUCGUUUUGGUGAGAGGCGGCAGAGUCCAAGAUUUACCGGGUGUGAAGUAUAGACUAGUUAGAGGCGCAUAUGAUUUGGCUGGAGUUGCCAACAGAUCUACGUCAAGAUCCAAAUACGGUGUGAAAAAGGCAAAGGAGUAA
This is a messenger RNA of Clavispora lusitaniae ATCC 42720, 531 nucleotides long. Its product is annotated as mitochondrial 37S ribosomal protein uS12m. The record is from RefSeq and is a predicted model, not a curated record. Gene Ontology annotation, cellular component: small ribosomal subunit; ribosome. NCBI's taxonomy places the organism in Eukaryota, Fungi, Ascomycota, Pichiomycetes, Serinales, Metschnikowiaceae. Gene Ontology annotation, biological process: translation. Gene Ontology annotation, molecular function: structural constituent of ribosome.